Linum trigynum is the source of this 1371-nucleotide messenger RNA. Lineage: Eukaryota; Viridiplantae; Streptophyta; Magnoliopsida; Malpighiales; Linaceae. The record is from the annotation of a GenBank genome assembly.
AUGGAGAACGCUGACGUCUUCUUGGGCUUGCACGACUUUCUUGAACGGAUGAAGCAGCCGUCCGCCGCCGAUUUCGUUAAAUCCAUCAAAAGCUUCAUUGUUUCAUUUUCGAACAAUGCACCAGAUCCUGAAAGGGAUAGUGCUCUUGUGCAAGGGUUUUUUGGCCAAAUGGAGACUGCUUUCAGGGCUCAUCCACUUUGGGCAGGCUGUAAGGAGGAGGAGUUGGAGAGUGCCGGUGAAGGCCUCGAGAAGUACGUAAUGACAAAGUUAUUUACCCGUGUAUUUGCUUCACUUCCAGAUGAUGUAAAAGCUGAUGAGCAACUCUCUGAGAAGAUGUCUUUGAUUCAACACUUUGUUCGUCCUGAAAAUUUGGAUAUUAAGCCCUCGUUCGAGAAUGAAACAUCUUGGCUGCUUGCGCAGAAAGAGCUACAGAAGAUCAAUAUGUGCAAGGCACCAAGAGAUAAGCUUGUGUGCAUCCUCAACUGCUGCAAGGUCAUAAACCAUUCAUUGCUUAAUGCUUCUAUUGCUUCGAAUGAGAAUCCCCCUGGAGCUGAUGAAUUCCUUCCGGUUCUUAUUUAUGUUACAAUGAGGGCAAAUCCUCCACAGCUGCACUCAAAUUUGUUGUACAUACAGCGGUAUCGGCGUCAAUCCCGGUUGGUGGGGGAAGCAGCAUAUUUUUUCACAAAUAUGCUGUCUGCAGAGUCUUUCAUCUCUAACAUUACCCCAAAAUCUAUCUCAAUGGAAGAAGCCGAGUAUGAAAAGAAUAUGGAACUGGCUCGAGCACUGGUCUCAACAGGUCCUUCAGCUGAAGAGGUUGUCGCACAAGGUGCAGGUAAUAUUGUCAAACCUGAAUCCAGGCAUCUGUUUUUAAAGGAGAGGAACUCUUCAGUCCGACCCAGAACUGCAGAGACGAGGUCUAGAACUAUGGAUGCAGAAAGUUCAAAAGAUGUGGUAUCAUCAUUAGAUAAGGUUUCGUCAAUGUUGGAUAUACAUAACAGAGGAGCCACUCUCAUUUUGAAGGAGGACAUGGCAAAUCACGUUUUUCGAGAGUACCCUUACUUGUAUUCCCAUGUUGGUGAUCUAACAAUCAAUGACGUGGAAGAGUUGUUGAACUCCUACAAACAGCUGGUUUUCAAGUAUGUUUGUGUUUGUAAAGGUCUGGGUAGUGGUGGUGGAGGUGGUGGUGCAUCUCUUCUUUCCAUCUCCGGUGAUCAAGGAAGUGUGCAGAACGAUGUGGAACCCAUGAAGUAUUUUCAAGAGGCUGAAACAGUUGUAGAACAGAGUAAUGAGCACGGGAAACAAAAUGAUAGCUUGAUAGCAGAAUCAAAGCGUCUGGAAGUGGAAAUUGAUCCAACGGCGAGAAAAAAUUAG